AUGUUACUCCACGGGACGGCCCUUGCGGUCUUGUUCCUGGCAUUGAUCCAGGUCGCUCUUUGCGCCGAAGACUAUUACAAAAUUCUUGGAGUCGAAAAGAAGGCCACCGACCGUCAAUUGAAGUCAGCUUACCGACUGCUAUCCAAGAAAUUCCACCCAGACAAGAACCCUGGCGACAACACAGCUCACGACAAGUUCGUGGAAGUUUCUGAGGCAUACGAAGUCCUGAGCGACAAGGAGAUGCGUGAGAUCUACGACCGCUACGGUCACGAUGGAGUACAGUCGCACCGCAAGGGCGGCGGCGGCCACCACGACCCCUUUGACCUCUUCAGCCGUUUCUUCGGCGGCGGAAGCAGAGGAUCCCGCGAGCCACACGGCCCCAACCAGGAGUUUAGGGUCGAGAUCAGCCUUCGGGACUUCUACAACGGUGCCAACACCCACUUUGAGUGGAACAAGCAACACAUCUGCGAGAAAUGCGACGGGUCAGGAAGCGCAGAUGGUGUUGUCGAGACCUGUAACACAUGCGGUGGAAGAGGCGUUCGAAUCAUCAAGCAGCAGUUGGCCCCCGGCAUGUUCCAGCAGAUGCAGCGACACUGCGACGCCUGCGGCGGCCGUGGCAAGACGAUCAAGCACAGAUGCCCCCACUGCCAGGGCCAGCGUGUGGAGAGGAAGCCGACAACCGUCGACCUCAAGGUUGAGCGCGGCGCCAAGAACGGCGCACGUGUCGUGUAUGAGAACGAGGCUGAUGAGAGCCCCGACUAUAUCACUGGAGAUCUGAUUGUCCACCUCAGCGAAAAGGACCCGGCCAACGACGAGAACCCCGAGCGAGUGGACGGUGUCUUCUUCCGCCGAAAGGGCGACCAUCUGUUCUGGACCGAGGUGUUGUCGCUGCGGGAGGCCUGGAUGGGUGACUGGACCCGUAACCUGACGCACUUGGACAACCACGUAGUUCGCCUCAGCCGCAAGCGUGGCCAGGUCGUCCAGCCUGGCCAUGUCGAGACGAUAGCUGGAGAGGGUAUGCCAAUCUGGCACGAGGAUGGUGAUAGCGUAUACCAUAAGCAUGACUUUGGCAAUCUCUAUGUCACAUACGAGGUGGUCCUGCCCGACCAGCUGGACAAGGGCAUCGAGUCGGAGUUCUGGGAUACAUGGGAGAAGUGGAGGGCAAAGAGUGCGGUGAACUUGCACGCAGACAGUGGGCGGCCGGAUAAGGAGCCUCCCGUGCGAGACGAAUUAUGA
Clonostachys rhizophaga is the source of this 1236-nucleotide messenger RNA. The record is from the annotation of a GenBank genome assembly. Lineage: Eukaryota; Fungi; Ascomycota; Sordariomycetes; Hypocreales; Bionectriaceae.